CCCUCGCCGUGCGUCAGGGAUGUGACGUGCUGACGUCAAAGCGGAAAUCUGCAGCGAUUCUUUCUAGAAUUUUACAGGAGCUGUGGCGUUAGCCGGAGGAAACCUUUAGCUGAGAGCAGUCCACAAAAAAAUAAGCCAAGCAAACAUUAGAAUCGGCCGAAAUAAUCUUUGGGGCCAGGCGUUAUUCAAUCAGUCUGGCAAUAUUAAUGUGGUCCAGUUUUUAACGGCCACAGUUCUGAAAUAACUUUUACCUACUGCUAUCAACGUUAGCACUCGCUAGCAUAAUGUCUAGAAUAGACUACAGCGUGUGGGACCACAUCGAAGUCUCUGAUGAUGAAGACGAUACACAUCCCAACAUCGACACACCCAGUCUAUUCAGAUGGCGACACCAGGCACGCGUUGAUCGCAUGGAUGAAUAUCAGAAAAAAGGAGAAGACAUGGAGAAGGCGCUUAAUGAAAGCAGACGUAAACUGUCAGACGCGCAGAAGAAAACAAGGGAGCUCGCUAGCUCGGCCACCGAUGAUGCAAAGGCGGAGCUGACCAAGGCACAGGCAGAGGAAAAGAAGCUUAAAAAAGAGGAACGGGAACUGGAGAAGAAAUUUGACGAUCAUCAACGGGAGGAGAAGAAGAUGCCAUGGAAUGUGGAUACACUCAGUAAAGAGGGUUUCAGCAAGAGUGUUGUCAACGCCAAACCUGAUCCAAGUGAGGAGACAGAGGAAGAGAAAGAACACAAACAUAAAACCUUUGUCGAGAAGUACGAGAAGGAGAUCAAACAUUUUGGAAUGAUGCACCGGUGGGACGACAGCCAGAAAUACCUCUCAGACCGUUCUCAUCUAGUAUGUGAGGAGACCGCCAACUACCUGGUUAUCAUGUGCAUUGACCUUGAGGUGGAGGAGAAACAUGCGCUGAUGGAGCAGGUGGCUCAUCAGACCAUUGUAAUGCAAUUCAUUCUGGAGCUGGCCAAAAGCCUCAAAGUGGACCCACGCGGUUGUUUUCGCCAGUUCUUCGCUAAGAUCAAGACCGCCGACCAGCAGUACCAGGAUGCCUUCAACGACGAGCUGGAGUCCUUCAAGGGCCGGGUGCGUGGCCGGGCCAAGAUCCGCAUUGAGAAGGCCAUGAAGGAAUACGAGGAGGAAGAGCGGCAGAAGCGCAUCGGCCCCGGGGGCCUGGAUCCAGUAGAGGUGUACGAGUCACUGCCGGAAGAAAUGCAGAAGUGCUUUGAUGACAAGAACAUUGAGAUGUUGCAAGAGGUUAUCAGCAAAAUGGACCCUACGGAGGCGAAGGUCCAUAUGAAGGCUUGUAUAGAGUCAGGCCUCUGGGUGCCCAACUCCAGGACAGACGACGCUGAGGACAAAGAGGAGGGCAAAGAGGAGGACGGAACGUACGAGGAGCUGAAGUCGGAGGUGGAAAAAGAGAAGGUGGAUGAGAAGAAGGAAUGACAGACCAACAACGCUUUUACGAAUUGACUGCUGUUUAUGCAAUUGUAUUGACCUACUGCACCGCUACUUCCAACUAUAUGUAUGACUAGUUUGUUGCCAGAGUAUUCGUACAGCUGUGUAACUUCUCAAAAGAUAUUAAGCUCUGAUUUUAAGGAUUAGUCUUAGCAUCCCAAAACACAUUGUUGUGUAUUACCUGCUUGGAAUCAGAAUGUCGCCAACUCUGUUUCUUAAACUUUUUUUUUUGUUUUGACACCAUUAAAUAUGUAUUCUGUUU
Molecule: messenger RNA, 1713 nt
Organism: Gadus morhua (Atlantic cod)
Lineage: Eukaryota; Metazoa; Chordata; Actinopteri; Gadiformes; Gadidae
Gene: cdc37
Product: cell division cycle 37 homolog (S. cerevisiae)
Exons: 8
Coding region: 285-1439 (384 amino acids)
Biological process (GO): protein stabilization; protein folding
Cellular component (GO): cytoplasm
Molecular function (GO): heat shock protein binding; protein kinase binding; protein-folding chaperone binding
Source: RefSeq, a predicted model, not a curated record